AUGAGUUCUGAAGACGCCGACAUUAUCUCUGCCGACGAUUCUCAGGACAACUCAACCGUUACCGGUGGUUCAAGCACCUCAAGUUCAGCCGAUACCUUUGGUACGGUCAAACAAUCUCUUACCGAGUCCGUGUCUGCCGACAAUCCUCCUGGUCAAUCUCGUACUCUGGAACCUUCUUCAUCCGUCAUGGCUGAAAUCAAAUCGGACACUCUUUCUUCCUUCAUCGACAAAUUCGAAAACCUGAUUAGGGAGUUCUACCGCCUGAAGGGCGAACUUUCGGAUGUUCAAUCUGCAAGGAUGUUACUCAGUGCAAUUCCUUCGCUAUCUAUCAAAAUGAAGGAAUACAUACACAACACUGUAGUACCCUUAACUCGUGAAGGUGUCGCCACUUAUCUUCGCAAGUACGAAGAGCGACAUGGUUGGACUUGUUCAGCAAUCCGAGAAGCUAACGCCGUUUCGAUUCGACCAAACAAGAAGGUUUCGGGUGAAUGUACCCCUGAUGAAUGCGUCGACAAGCGUCUAGCGUUUCUGGCGAAGAUUUGUGGGAAAUCCGGGGGUGGAAACCUAAACUCGUCUACUCCAAUCACUCAAGAAUCUUCUGUAAGGGGAGCGAAGAAAGUAUUUGAUUCUAGUGUCAAUAAUGCGUCGGCCAGCAUGGCGUUUCUUUCACUCAAUGUCGAGUUCACUGAAGAUGUUAAGGAUAACAGCUCAAUUACCUCUGUCUCGGCUUCACCAUCUGAAUUCGAUGAAGACCCAGACAUCGAUGCCUCUGGGGCGGCUAUGACUCCUUGGUCAAUUUGCAACACUGUGGAAAAAAUUAUUCAAAGAUUAUCAGCACUCCACUUAAGUUGUAGGCUUCGAACGGGAUUCUAA
Melampsora larici-populina 98AG31 is the source of this 873-nucleotide messenger RNA. RefSeq lists its product as uncharacterized. NCBI's taxonomy places the organism in Eukaryota, Fungi, Basidiomycota, Pucciniomycetes, Pucciniales, Melampsoraceae. The record is from RefSeq and is a predicted model, not a curated record. The transcript has 4 exons. Bases 1 to 873 code for a protein of 290 amino acids.